Ziziphus jujuba (common jujube) is the source of this 1059-nucleotide messenger RNA. RefSeq lists its product as uncharacterized. Gene Ontology annotation, cellular component: mitochondrial matrix. The transcript has 3 exons. The record is from RefSeq and is a predicted model, not a curated record. NCBI's taxonomy places the organism in Eukaryota, Viridiplantae, Streptophyta, Magnoliopsida, Rosales, Rhamnaceae. The coding region runs from base 71 to 811 and encodes 246 amino acids.
GCCAGCAAUUGAGAUCCGUUGUCUUCUUGUUUCCCUUCUCUAAACCCUGUCUCUCUCGCUUGGCUCGAAAAUGGCACGCUUAGUCCGGUGUUUGAGAGAAACCCUAAUUUCACCAUUUUCACCUUCUUGCUCAGUUUGCAGAGUCCAACCCUUUAUGGAAUCUGCUGUGGAAAAGCCCCUCUCCUUUGUAAAUCCUAAACUCUCAUCCCCUCAUUUCACCAGAACUUACAUCUCCGAAAUGCGCAAAUCCGCCUUCGACGGUAACAUUCUUAGACUCCUUCGCAACGAAAUCCAGUACGAACUCGACCGCGCUCCUCCCUACCAGCCAGUUACAAAAUUUAAUUCAUUUACAGUUGAUGAACGGCCUGGAGAGCAAUGGAUUAGCUUGAAAAGAAAAUAUGGAGAGAAUGAGGACAUAAAACUCGAAGCCACCAUGUUUGAUGGAGCUAUUACUGGACCAAACUCUGCUGGUGGUGUUGGAGAUCAUGUCCUUCACAUCACCAUGAUUGUCAAUAUCUCCAAGAAAGAAGGUGGUAAUGUCUUGGAGAUCAUGUGCUCAGUUUGGCCAGAUAGUAUAGAGAUUGACAAGCUUUACGUUAAAAAACGUGAUAACAUGCCACCUCAGCCAUAUGCGGGUCCUGAAUUCAAGGAGUUGGAUGAUGAAUUGCAAGAUUCACUUUAUGAAUUCUUGGAAGCCAGGGGCAUAACGGAUGAACUAGCUUCUUUCUUGCAUGAAUGCAUGAAGAACAAAGAUAAAACCGAGUUUAUUAAAUGGAUGGGAACUGUAAAAUCUUUCAUUGAAAAGAAGUAAAGUGGUUGGCCUUGUUACAAUUGGGAUGAGGAUUAAUUGUUAACCCUUGAAUGCUUUUAACCUAGUACUAGUGUGCAAUUUUUUUGCAUUUGCAUGAUAUCUUGAUGGAUAGCAGUGGAAGUGAUUUUUUUUUAUUUUUUUACAAGUUAAUGAAGGAAAGAAUUUGGCAUGCUUACCUGCAACUGUUUAUGACUAUUUAUUGGCUGUAUUUUACGAAAUUGAGAGUGUGAGAUAAUCAAUUCCAUUCA